Molecule: messenger RNA, 711 nt
Organism: Triticum turgidum subsp. durum (durum wheat)
Lineage: Eukaryota; Viridiplantae; Streptophyta; Magnoliopsida; Poales; Poaceae
Source: the annotation of a GenBank genome assembly
AUGGAGGGGUCAACGAGUCAGGAUCAUGUGAUUGGGAUCCCGGUCAACAGCACGGCCUACGGCAUAGAGGAGCCCGACUUCGUGGAGGUGGAGGAGGCCAUCACCCCCCCUGAUCAUGGCGGAUUCGUCUCCGGUUCGUUCCAAUCUAUCAACAACAACGACGGCGAUUCCAACCGCUCCACGGCCACCGAUCGCGAGCAGACCAGCCAAGUCCGCAGGAAGAGGGGAAAGAUCGCCCAGGGCAUCAAAGAACACGUGACUCUGGGGCCAAAGCUGUCGGAGACGGUCAAGGGGAAGCUCACGCUGGGCGCCAGGAUCCUGCAGGCCGGCGGCGUCGAGAAGGUGUUCCGGCAGUGGUUCUCCGUGGACAAGAACGAGCGGCUGGUGAGGGCGUCGCAGUGCUACCUGUCCACCACGGCGGGUCCCAUCGCCGGGAUGCUCUUCGUCUCCACGGAGCGCGUCGCCUUCCGCAGCGACCGCUCGCUGGCCGUGGCCGCCCCCGACGGCGCCAAGCUCCGCGUGCCGUACAAGGUGACGAUACCGCUGCGCAAGGUGCGGCGCGCCGUGCCCACCGAGAACAAGCACAAGCCGGAGCAGCGCUACAUCGAGGUGGUCACCAACGACGGCUUCGAGUUCUGGUUCAUGGGCUUCGUCAGCUACCACCGGUCGCUGCAGCACCUGGAGCAGGCCAUUGCGCAGGCGCGGCGAUGA